This is a messenger RNA of Onthophagus taurus, 1382 nucleotides long. Its product is annotated as protein slit. The record is from RefSeq and is a predicted model, not a curated record. Gene Ontology annotation, molecular function: protein binding. NCBI's taxonomy places the organism in Eukaryota, Metazoa, Arthropoda, Insecta, Coleoptera, Scarabaeidae.
UUAUAAUUUCAGUCUGUGAGGCGACACAUUAAAUGAUACAACAGUUUUGAUUUUUUUUUCACAUUUGAAAAACGUGAAUUAAACCGUUAUGGGGCGAAUAAAACUUUACCACAUCCUCCUUCUCACCUUUUUGAGUCCAAUAAAAGCUCAAAGAUGCAAAUUAACAUCGCGCGAAAUAAAUUGUUCGGGAAACGAUUUAAACAAAAUCCCAAUGUUUCAAAACACCGGAAAUAUAGAAAUUCUCGAUUUUUGCGACAACGAAAUUGAAGAGUUAUAUAAAGCGAAUUUUUAUAACUUCACAAAUUUGAAACAACUACGUUUAAACUUCAACAACAUCGUUUACGUCGAAGAUAACACAUUCGAAAAUUUAAUUCAACUAGAAUCGUUGGAUUUAUCCAAAAACAUUUUAGAAGAAGUCCCCGAUGAGCUAAUUUCAACAAACAAAAAAAUAAUAACACUAAAUUUAUCCAACAAUUUAUUCAGCUCAAGAACACCCUCUUUGUAUUCAUCGAGUUUGGAGAAUUUAGAUUUAUCUUGGACCAAAAUUUCUUAUUUCACCGAAGAGAACAUUGUGGGAUUACCAAAUUUAAAAACGUUAAGUUUAAACGCGAACAAUUUGAUUCAUGUAAAUCCGGAGAUUUUUAAAUUGCCGAAAUCGUUUUCUUCCGUUAAUUUAAACUUUAACAGCUGGGCUUGUAAUUGCGAAACGAUUAAGAUGUUUAAAAAAUUAACCGAAGAAAAUCUAUUUAAAGUUGAUAACGAUAUUAAUUGUUAUCGCGAAAAUCGAAUCGAAGCGAUUUAUGGUAAAAAUGGCCCAAUUUCGAAACGAUUAAACUGCGAAAAACACAACAACGACUCUUUAAUAAAUGGAAUUAAAUCGUUGGAGGAAAUUUUAAAAAUGGAAAAAAUUUAUUAUCAAGAAUUAAGGAAAGAAAAGGAUGUUUUAGUUUCAGUUACAUCUUUAACGAUGAAAAUUUUAAUCGUUGUUAUUUUUUUCGUUGGAAUUUCACUUGGUAUCUUAAUAUCAACGAUCAUGGAUAAAAGGAUAAGACAAAUUCGAAGAAGAGGAAUUUAUCGAUCCGAUUCUUUGUCAUAGUUUACAUUUAAAAAAAUAAGACUUUAAAUAAAACAUUUUUGGUGAAAGUGUAAAAACUUGAAGACGUUUUAUAUUUAGUGCGUUAUGGUGCUCGAAAAAAUGCUUAAAAAUAAAAAUAAUAAUUCACUCGUGCUUCUGCCCUUGCGGAUUUAUCUUGUUGAUGCUAAGAUAUAUUACUAUAAAUAUUUUAUCUAUAUCGUGACGAUUUACACGUGGAAUACGCGUUUCUAUUGUACAAAUAGAUUUUAAUUUGUAAUACGUAAUAAUAAUAAUAAUUUUUAUUCAA